AUGAAUGAACUCAUAGUCUCCUCAGUAUAUCCCCCAACUGGGAAUUUGCUGGAAGCACUUAUUCACAUCUCUAACGAAGUAUUUUCAAUGGAAAAGCUUCCAUUUGUACAGAUGAAAAACAUUUCAGCUAUGUUAAGAAGGAUCAAGAUUCUUUCUUCAUUGUUUGAAGAAAUUCAAGAAACAUUGUCAUCCGCUGCACUACUUCCACCAUCCUCCAUCCUCUGCUUAGCUGAACUUUCAUGUGUCAUACGAAAGAUAAAGCUCCUCAUAGAAAGUUGCAAAGAAGGAAGCUCUUUGUGGAACCUCAUGCAAACAGAAUUGAUUUCCAACAAAUUUCAUGCACUCAUCAAGGAGAUGGACAAAGCACUUGACAUUUUACCUCUGAGAUUUCUUAAUGUGACUGUUGACACCAAGGAGCAAGUGGAGCUUCUUCACAAGCAGGCGAAAAGGGCUAAUUUAUUCAUUGAUCCCCGAGAAAUUCAGAAAAGGGAAGAGAUUCUCCAGUUGAUGGCUACUAACUGUGACAGGAAAAGCAAGAACAAAGGCCUCAUUGACUUUGAGAGAGUGCAACAGAGUUUCAAUAGCAUUGGUUUGAGAAGCUCAUUGGACUAUGAGGAAGAGAUCUCAAAAUUACAGACACAAGCUGAGAAACAGGCAGGUACGGGUGGUCUUAUCGCCGCCUCGAAUAUCAACAGCCUAAUAUCCUUGAUCUCCUUGUCAAAAACUGCAAUUUUGGAAGAAGAGCACGUCAUGAUUAAAAAAAAUUUGAAGCAGCCGGCACCGAUGAAUGUUAUUCCUGAUCAAUCCUCCUCAUGUUAUUCGCUGGUUUCCGACAUCCCUGAUGAAUUACGCUGCCCAAUUUCACUUGACUUGAUAAGGGAUCCGGUGAUAGUAGCAUCAGGGCAUACUUAUGAUCGAAAUUCAAUCGCUCAGUGGAUAAAUUCAGGGAACCACACAUGUCCAAAAAGUGGGCAGAGGCUCAUACAUAUGGCUCUAAUUCCCAACUACGCACUGAAAAGUCUAAUACAACAAUGGUGCCAAGAGAACAACAUCCCAAUAACAGAACCUACAUUAACUCCUUCAGAUUCAGAGAGUAGCUGCAGUAAGAUUAAGAAAUAUGACAAGGCAAUUGACUACAUUUCUGCUACUAAAGCUUCCACAGAUGCUGUCAAAAUGACAGCAGAGUUUUUAGUUGGGAAACUGGCAACAGGGUCUCCAGCUAUACAGAGACAGGCAGCAUAUGAGCUAAGAUUGCUCGCAAAAUCUGGCAUGGACAAUCGCAGGAUCAUAGCUGAAUCUGGAGCUAUUCCAUUUCUGAUGACUCUGCUAGGUUCCCGCGAUCCAAGAAUUCAGGAGAAUGCAGUCACAGCCUUGCUCAACCUCUCAAUACAUGAGAAUAACAAGAUCCUGAUUAUGUCUGCUGGUGCUAUCGACAGUUUAAUUGAAGUUCUCCAAUCUGGGAAAACAACGGAAGCUAGAGGAAAUGCAGCAGCAGCAAUCUUCAGCUUGUCUGUAAUAGACGAAUACAAGGUAAUCAUUGGGGCACGUACCAAAGCCAUUCCAGCUUUGGUUGGACUUCUAGAAGACGGAACUACAGCAGGGAAGAGGGAUGCUGCUAUUGCACUCUUUAAUCUUGCAGUCUAUGAUGCCAAUAGGCAAAGUAUAGUGCUUGCUGGAGCUGUUCCACUACUCAUUGAUCUUCUCAUGGAUGACAAGGCUGGUAUAACUGAUGAUUCCUUGGCGGUUCUUGCCCUCGUCUUGGGCUGCAACGAAGGGCUACAAGCAUUAAGAAAGAGUAGGAUGUUGGUGCCUCUUCUUGUUGAUCUAUUGAGAUUUGGAUCUUCAAAAGGGAAGGAUCAUUCGAUAACACUUCUUCUAGGACUCUGCAAGGAUAGUCGAGAGGAGAUAGCGGGAAAAUUACUGAUGAAUUCAAGAAGUAUUCCUUCUCUCCAGAGCUUGGCUGCUGAUGGCUCUCUAAGAGCUCGAAGAAAGGCUGAUACUCUCCUAAGACUACUUAAUAGAUGCUGCUCUCAAUCUCAGUAA
Messenger RNA from Solanum dulcamara, 2043 nucleotides. Its product is annotated as U-box domain-containing protein 1-like. The transcript has a single exon. The coding region runs from base 1 to 2043 and encodes 680 amino acids. The record is from RefSeq and is a predicted model, not a curated record. Gene Ontology annotation, molecular function: protein binding; ubiquitin-protein transferase activity. NCBI's taxonomy places the organism in Eukaryota, Viridiplantae, Streptophyta, Magnoliopsida, Solanales, Solanaceae. Gene Ontology annotation, biological process: cell surface receptor signaling pathway; protein ubiquitination. Gene Ontology annotation, cellular component: nucleus; cytoplasm.